AUGCACCAUGCCCUCACUCUCCUGAACCCAGCUCACCGACUCCUCAGCUGGACGCAGCGCCCCGGAACCUCAUGCCUCCAUACGUUGCCGGCGGAUGUGCUGCUAGAGAUCGCGUCCUAUCUGAACACGUUGUCUGAUAUCCUGCAUCUAGGCUUGACAGGUCCUUCACAAUGCGAGGCGACACUGGCAAUGCUGCAGCGACGCCCGGAUGUCGCGCGGCAUGUCCGCAAGCUCGUGCUUCGCCCGGAAGAUCAACUCACCGGCCGCAAGCAGCAGGUGCGAGCCUGGGACAACGCGGGCAUGAUCUCGCGGAUGGUCAGCGAUGCGGCGAAGUAUCUGGAUGCAUUACAGGAGUUUGAAUGGGAUGGCGAGGACAUGUUGCCCGACGACCGCAUGUGGUCCGGUCUGCGAUCGUGCUGUCCAUACUUGCAGCGCGUUGGGAUGACGUUUGGGUGCUUCCUACCGCACCCAGGCAGCAAUCUUUUCAAGUUCAGCGACCUUGCAGGCUUCUCCCUGACCUUCAAAGACGGUUUCUACGCCCAGCAGCUCCAUGUACCUUCGCGAGAGAGUGAACCAGUGUUUGCGCGUCUAUGGGACAUGCUCGUUCGUCGCUGCCCCAAUCUCGAGACCCUGUCCAUCGCGGGGACCUCUACGGAGCCAUCGGAUGCGGCGCGUCUUGGGACCGCGUAUUGGCCCAAGUUACGUGUGCUGACCAUUGGUGAUGUGGUAUUCGGACUCUCUGUGCCGCUGGAUGCGCCGCCCGCACACCCUUUCCUCGGUUUCCUCGAACGCCAUCCGACUCUGACGGGUUUGCACAUACUGGGUCAUCCACAUGUCAACCCAUUGGACUUAGCUGAACUCAGCGAAGACGCUCUCCCCCAGCUCACAGAGUUCAGCGGAUCGUUGGACCACCUCCAUGAACCAUCGUCUCCGCUCUCGAAGACGUUGCGACAUAUAUGCCUACCGGAUCCCAUGCAGCUUCGGGAGCUGACUCCCCUGGCGAUCUCGCGCGUGCUCCUAGAUCUCCACGCGUUGACUUCCCUGAAAAUGACGUUCACUCUACAUAGCGGAUAUGACUGCAAUGGUGUGUUUCGCACCGUCAUUGCUUCCUGUCCCCAACUCUUGCAUCUUGACUUGACGUGCACUUCGAGGCCGUCUUUCUACCUUGAGUCGUUUUCUCGAUCCCUCAAGAAACUGGUCCGACUUCGCACAUUGCGGCUGUCCAUAGUUCAGUUUCCAGGCGAAGAGCCAAUGCAUGCGGGCGCCGCUCGCAUUGCACUGGCCAAUCCCCGGCUUACUCAAUUCUUCCUCUCGUACAUACCCCCGCAUACCCCCGCUCUUCCUAUCCCUCGCCCGUUGGAGACCGGCUCCUUCGAACUCAUCUGUGACAUCCACGGUAUCCCCAUUAACCUCUUCGUGUCGGAAUGGCGCGUGACGCUCGCUGGUGGAGGCGGCGGCGGCAUGAUCUGGCGCGGCAUGGUCAGUCUCGCCAUGAUCCUCGGCAUCGGCGUCGGUACGGGGUGGCGCGCUGGUCCUACCGGUUGGACGCGGCGCUGGAAGUGCGAGUUGCGCCCUAGUGGCCACCCUGACGUACCGAGGAGCGGACUUGAUCAGCUGAUUGUCGAACGCAGCCCGGCCGGAGAAGAGGCACGGCUACUGCUCCUCUGCAUGUGCCUACUCAUCUUGGCAGCGUGGGGCGUUGUCUGGAGGGCGUCGUAA
Molecule: messenger RNA, 1719 nt
Organism: Postia placenta MAD-698-R-SB12
Lineage: Eukaryota; Fungi; Basidiomycota; Agaricomycetes; Polyporales; Adustoporiaceae
Exons: 7
Coding region: 1-1719 (572 amino acids)
Source: RefSeq, a predicted model, not a curated record